AUGCUUGUUCCACCCGAUAACUUUGGAUUAGUUGAGCCCGGGUUGUAUCGCUGUUCUAAGUUGGACUCCGACAACUUUCCGUUCUUAGAGACGUUAAACUUGAAGUCCAUUUUACUAUUAGAUGCAGAAAAUCCUCCAAGGCCGUUGAAAACGUUUAUCAGUAACAACAAUAUCGACUUGGUCAGUUUAGGAGGCUUGAAGGUUUCCAACCAUAAUCAUACGGGAAAUAACAACAGGAAUGUCACAAACAGAGAAUCCAACUAUAAUGAGAAUUCACUCCCAGAUGGAGGCUCUGGUACCCACUCCAAUUCUAGUUCGGCUUCAAAUUCAAGAAAUGGUUCAAGAUCAGGUUCAGAGACAACCUCUCCAGUUAUACUAUCUCAGGGGACCUUUCCUAAGGAAACGAAUCUACAGAUGAUCAACUUAAAUGUAGCUUCCAAAAAGAACGAUCAGUGGAUGUUAAUAGAGAAGAACUUGAUCAAAAAGGCAUUUGAAAUCUUAUUAAACACCACUAAGUACAAUUUAUUGAUCGUUGACAGCACAUCUACGUUGGUGAGUAUCUUGAGAAAAAUCCAGAAAUGGAACUUCAACUCUAUUGUCAACGAAUUCAGAAUCUACAAUGGACAGAGUGCAAAGAGCAACUAUUAUGCCGAAAACUUUCUCGAACUAAUAGAUAUUGAAUUGGUGCCUUUUGAAAUUGACCAAUUGAAUCAGUUUCUAAAGAUGCAACAAGAACAGUUACAAAAGACUGAUGACCUUAUUUCUAAAAGUCCUGAGUUGGCUCGUUCAGGCUCGUUCAAUCAUUCGGGUCUGUUCUCAUUUAGAGAUGAUGAAAAUUUAUGGGAUGGUGACACUAAAGAAUUGAUAGACGAUGAUGAUAUUGAUGAUGAUCUACUAUCUGCAUCUCCUCAAAUCCCAGUCAAUUUGUUAAAAAUUGUUGAGAAGAAACGUAAUAAUCUGAUUGAGCUCAGUGAUGAUGAUAAGCUGGUAACCCCAGGAACUUCUCCCAGGCAUAUUGCUUCUAAUGCCAACUGCAGCCCCAUGAGCACGGACGCAUUGACAACAGCAGCAAAGCACUACUGGGAUAAAAGAAAACCAUCUUUGGAUGCCAAAAUCACCCGUCCCAUCCACAACUCCAUGUUCAGAAACUCUUACUCAAACAGUGGUUUCCCACUGCCGAUGUCAGCCCGGUCUUCCUUUGAGAAUAUUAACUCUCCGCAUCUCAGGAGAGCUUCAAGAGGUGAAAGAAAGUCUAUCAAAAUGGAAGAUAUAAAUGACCUUGAGGAGAAGAGAUUAAGGGGAAAAUAUGAAUUCAAAUAUUAUAAGAACAUGAACAAGUACAACGUUAACUUCGACAAUGUUGGUUACAUAAAGUUGAGGUUACCCCCUAGCAAUAAACUUCCAGACUGGUUCAUUAGAGGGAGAGACUUCUGGGAGGAGUCCUAUAUAAAGUUUCGUUCUUAA
Molecule: messenger RNA, 1464 nt
Organism: Yamadazyma tenuis ATCC 10573
Lineage: Eukaryota; Fungi; Ascomycota; Pichiomycetes; Serinales; Debaryomycetaceae
Molecular function (GO): phosphatase activity
Source: RefSeq, a predicted model, not a curated record